This is a messenger RNA of Penicillium nucicola, 1026 nucleotides long. RefSeq lists its product as uncharacterized. Lineage: Eukaryota; Fungi; Ascomycota; Eurotiomycetes; Eurotiales; Aspergillaceae. The coding region runs from base 1 to 1026 and encodes 341 amino acids. The record is from RefSeq and is a predicted model, not a curated record. The transcript has a single exon.
AUGACGACUUCGUGGCCAGAACACACCUUGAACGACUCCAAAUUCAACGAUGUAUUUCAGCUGGCUCAGAUAUUUGAAUUACACUGCGCCAAAGUUUACGACCAUGCCGCCACCCACCCCGACGGUGCUGCUUCGGCCGAAUAUGUGAUGCAACUAGUGUCGCAGGCUUAUCGCGCCGUUCACAGUUUGCACAUGCAAAAAAUGGCAUCGACAUAUUUGGAUAUGAGCACUGCAACGGCAGCCUUGGAAAGCAAGGCAAUGGAAUAUCGCGAGAGUCGCACCUUAUCGUCCGCCGACGAGAACAAAGCUUUUGGAAUUGAAACCAAGGACGAGACAACUCAUGUCCCGGAUAUUAGGCUUGAGGAUCUUUUGAAUGAAGACUUUGACGAAGAGGAUGACGACGAGGAUUCCAAUUGGGAAGAGUCUGAAGAAGACACAGACGAUGAAUACUAUGAAUACUGCUCGGGGUCCGAUUUGGAUUCGGAAUUAGAGGAACUUGCAAUGGCCCCAAGAAUUGAGGUUACUGAAGUGACUAGCCUUGUCGAAGAAGACCAACCAUCCUAUGAACAACCAUCGCUGGAACGCAAUACAAUUAUAACCCAGGAGCCCGUCGCAACAGAAACGCCCACACCAACUCCAAUCUCUUUUAUCAAAGACCAAGCUAUGCAUGACAGAAUCACAGCCGCGCUGCAAAGCCUGUCCAUCCCAAACCACGAACCAAACGAGAUUCCACUAGCGAAAGUGGAAACGCAGAUUGAUAACACGGCAAAUCAAAGCACGCCUCCCACAGAUGAUGCCAACAGUGAAGCUACUACCAUUCAAAUUGAGUCGAGUCAAGAAAUGCCUCUCGAAGACUCUGCAACGGUACCAGAUAGCGAAAUACUGGAUUCUAGUAUCGACCCAAAUCGUCUUCGGCGAAAUAGUUCGAUCGGGCUAUCUUCCCGUGGAUUUCCUCGGCGAUUGAGAACCGUGUGCUACAAAUUCGUCGGAAAAGCGAUGGUUCCAAUUAGAGGCAGAUCCCGUUGA